Messenger RNA from Anopheles marshallii, 2040 nucleotides. RefSeq names its product NADPH--cytochrome P450 reductase (gene Cpr). The coding region runs from base 1 to 2040 and encodes 679 amino acids. Gene Ontology annotation, cellular component: cytosol. NCBI's taxonomy places the organism in Eukaryota, Metazoa, Arthropoda, Insecta, Diptera, Culicidae. The record is from RefSeq and is a predicted model, not a curated record. Gene Ontology annotation, biological process: response to hormone. The transcript is spliced from 7 exons. Gene Ontology annotation, molecular function: NADPH-hemoprotein reductase activity; flavin adenine dinucleotide binding; FMN binding.
AUGGACGCCCAAGCAGAAACCGAAAUGCCCACGGGUAACGUGAGCGACGAGCCGUUCCUCGGCCCGUUGGACAUCAUCCUGCUCGUCAGCUUGCUGGCCGGUACCGCCUGGUAUCUGCUGAAGGGCAAGAAAAAGGAAAACCAAGCUAGUCAGUUCAAAUCCUACUCGAUCCAACCUACAACGGUAAACACGAUGACAAUGGUGGAGAACUCGUUCAUCAAAAAGCUGCAAUCCUCCGGCCGUCGUUUGGUGGUGUUCUACGGUUCCCAAACAGGCACGGCAGAGGAAUUUGCCGGCCGUCUGGCAAAGGAAGGAAUCCGCUACCAGAUGAAGGGGAUGGUGGCCGAUCCGGAGGAGUGCAAUAUGGAGGAGCUGCUGAUGUUGAAAGACAUCGACAAAUCGUUGGCCGUGUUUUGCCUGGCCACGUACGGUGAGGGCGAUCCGACGGACAACUGUAUGGAGUUUUACGAUUGGAUUCAAAACAACGAUCUGGAUAUGACCGGUUUGAAUUACGCGGUGUUUGGCCUCGGUAAUAAAACGUACGAGCAUUACAACAAGGUCGGCAUCUAUGUGGACAAGCGGCUGGAGGAGCUCGGAGCGAACAGAGUGUUUGAGCUUGGACUGGGUGACGAUGACGCGAACAUUGAGGACUACUUUAUCACGUGGAAAGAAAAGUUUUGGCCGACGGUGUGCGAUUUCUUUGGCAUUGAAAGUACGGGCGAGGAUGUGCUGAUGCGACAGUACCGUCUGCUGGAGCAACCGGAUGUCGGUGCAGACCGCAUCUAUACCGGCGAGGUGGCCCGUCUACACUCCCUUCAAACACAACGCCCACCGUUCGAUGCGAAGAACCCGUUCCUGGCACCGAUCAAGGUAAAUCGGGAGCUGCACAAAGCCGGUGGCCGUUCUUGCAUGCACGUGGAGUUCGACAUCGACGGAUCGAAGAUGCGGUACGAGGCGGGUGACCAUCUCGCCAUGUACCCGGUGAACGAUCGCGAUCUGGUCGAGCGGCUCGGCAAGCUGUGCAACGCCGACCUGGAAAAGGUGUUUUCGCUGAUCAACACCGACACGGACAGCAGCAAAAAGCAUCCAUUCCCCUGCCCGACUACCUACCGGACCGCGCUGACGCACUACCUGGAGAUAACCGCGUUGCCCCGAACGCAUAUCCUCAAGGAGCUGGCCGAGUACUGUUCGGAAGAGAAGGACAAAGAGUUUCUCCGAUUCAUCUCGUCGACCGCGCCGGACGGCAAGGCAAAGUACCAGGAAUGGGUACAGGACAGCUGCCGCAACGUGGUGCAUGUGCUGGAGGAUAUCCCGUCCUGCCAUCCACCGAUCGAUCACGUGUGCGAACUAUUGCCGCGUCUGCAGCCCCGCUACUACUCCAUCUCUUCCUCGUCGAAGAUCCACCCGACGACGGUACAUGUGACGGCGGUGCUGGUGAAAUACGAGACGAAAACGGGCCGAUUGAACAAGGGUGUCGCCACAACAUUCUUGGCCGAGAAGCAUCCGAACGAUGGGGAACCGUUGCCGCGCGUACCUAUUUUUAUCCGCAAGAGUCAGUUCCGACUACCGCCGAAGCCGGAAACGCCAGUUAUUAUGGUCGGACCCGGUACUGGGUUGGCACCGUUCCGUGGUUUCAUACAGGAGCGUGACUUCUCCAAGCAGGAGGGCAAGGAAAUAGGACAGACGACGCUAUACUUUGGCUGCAGAAAGCGUACGGAGGACUACAUAUAUGAAGACGAACUGGAAGAUUAUUCUAAACGCGGCAUCGUUAACCUGCGUGUUGCCUUUUCGCGUGACCAGGAGAAGAAGGUUUACGUGACGCAUCUGCUCGAGCAAGAUUCCGACUUGAUAUGGAACGUUAUCGGCGAAAAUAAGGGACACUUUUACAUCUGCGGUGAUGCGAAAAAUAUGGCCACCGAUGUGCGAAACAUUCUGCUGAAAGUCAUUCGCUCAAAGGGUGGUUUAAGCGAAACUGAAGCACAGCAGUACAUCAAAAAGAUGGAAGCACAAAAACGAUACUCGGCGGACGUGUGGAGCUAA